AUGGGUUGCACUGUGAGGGAGAAGCACGUGAGGGCGAACCGGAAGAUCCGACCCGCUUUGAAAUCCGAAAUCGAAUCGUGUUGUUUGCUCGACAGGCUUGCUCUAUCGAAAUCCAUCGUUGAGUCGAGCCUGAAGAACCUGGUUUAUCAUCCAGGUCUCACUGAUUCAGAACAUUGUAUCCACUCGAACCCUAGCUGCAGUUUCGAGGAGAACAUUUGGGGUUAUUGCACAGAGGAGCAUCUGGAAGAGAUUCUGCUGAAACAUUUGGAGUUUCUAUACAACCAAGCCGUUUCCAAGCUUAUGGAAUUGGGUUAUGAGGAAUGCGUCGCGAUGAGAGCGAUUUUGAGCAACGGGCACUGUUAUGGUGAAUCGGAUGUUUUGUCGAACAUAGUGCAUAACUCAUUAUCUUAUCUGAAAAGUGGUGGCGGUGGCGGCGGUGGUGGUAACGGGAAGAAUGAGGAUCAGCCGGAGACUGGUUUCACGGAUUUGAGAGAUUUGGAGGAGUAUUCGCUCGCCGGUAUGAUUUACUUGCUGCAACAGGUUAAGCCAAGUUUGAGUAAAGGUGAUGCGAUGUGGUGUUUGCUAAUGAGUGAGCUCCAUGUUGGUAAGGCGAGUAACGUGGAUGUUCCAUCUUCAGGGAAUAGGGCUAGUUGUUGCACUAAGGAAGAUAGCAAUGUAGAAGGAGGCUGUAGUAAUACCUUUGAUCUUACUGGUUUCAUGGCGCCGGCGUUGUGUCGAUUCCAUGGAGGUUGGGAAUUCGAGAACGGAGGAGGACCUGAGUUUUCCGGUAAGGGGUUUUCGACUAACAAUGCUGAGUUAAAACUGCAGAGAGAGAUCGUGUGUCCGAAGAGGUUUAAUCUUUCGCCGGCGAUGAAGGUCUUGUUGAAGCGGAAUGUGGCGGCUUUUGCUGCCGGGUUUCGUGCUAGUAUGAAGCAGAAGCAGGUUGAGUCUGAGACUGGUGGUAACAACACCGAUCCUGCAAGCGUUGAGGCUUGUGAGCAGCCAGGUAACGUAAAGAGUGAAGAGAGUGUUAGUUUGGUGUUGGAGAAGUUUCAAGAACUGAACAUUGAUGAUGAUCUGAAAGCGGUUGGUGAUGAUGAUAAGGAUGGUGUGGUUGUCACUCUGCUUCAUCAGGUCAAAGAUCUCGAGAAGAAGUUAAUGGAAAGGAAAGAUUGGGCUUUGAAGAAGGCGAUGCAAGCUGCACAAAAGGUAAGCGAUGAACUUGCGGAGCUUAAAUCAUUGCAUAGUGAAAGAGAAGGGAUCCAACUGUUGAAAAAGGGGAAACAAGCUGUUGAAGAAUCAACCUUGAAGAGAAUAUCCGACUUGGAGAACGCUCUUAGGAAAGCCUGUACUCAAAAUGACAGGGCAAACUUGAUUGUGAGAUCUCUUGAGAACCAAAAUGCGGAGAUCCGAGCAGAGAGGGAGGGUUGCAAACUAAGUGCGUCGGAAUCGCUUAAAGCCUGCAUGGAAGAGUCAAAGAAGGAGAAAAAAUUCUGGAAGAAGCUUUUGGCAUGGGAGAAGCAGAAAUUGAAGUUGCAGGAUGAGAUUAAUGCUGAGAAAGAGAAGAUCAAGGCCCUUUAUAGGGCUUUAGCUCAGAUCACAGAGGAUGAAAAGGCAAAUGAGGUGGAGUGGAGGCAAGAGCAGAAAGCAAAAGAGCAAGCUCUAGCUCAAGUGGAGGAAGAGCAACGCUCAAAAGAAGCAGCAGAGGCACACAACAAGAGAAAGCUCGAGACUCUACGGCUAAAAAUCGAAAUAGACUUCCAGCGACACAAGGACGAUCACCAAAGGCUCGAGCAAGAGCUAUCUCGGCUCAAGGCCUCUUCAGACACUGACUCAAGCCACUUACCAAACAGCGUUUGGAAACCGGAGAAGUCUCAAGGAGAGAACAUUGCUAAGCUGCUCGAAGAGCUCGAUAAGCUUGAAGGGACUUAUGAGAAUGAAGCAAGCAAUGAUCGAGAAUGCAUAAUCUGUAUGAAAGAUGAAGUCUCUGUGGUGUUUCUUCCUUGUGCUCAUCAAGUUGUGUGUGGUGGUUGCAGCGAUAGCUUCUUCUCGGGCAACGACAAUGGUGGAAGCAAAGUCACUUGUCCUUGCUGCAGAGCUUUGGUUCAGGAGAGAAUCCGUAUCUUUGGAUCAGCCUCGUAA
Thlaspi arvense is the source of this 2142-nucleotide messenger RNA. NCBI's taxonomy places the organism in Eukaryota, Viridiplantae, Streptophyta, Magnoliopsida, Brassicales, Brassicaceae. The record is from the annotation of a GenBank genome assembly.